Ictidomys tridecemlineatus (thirteen-lined ground squirrel) is the source of this 3610-nucleotide messenger RNA. RefSeq names its product glial cell derived neurotrophic factor (gene Gdnf). The record is from RefSeq and is a predicted model, not a curated record. NCBI's taxonomy places the organism in Eukaryota, Metazoa, Chordata, Mammalia, Rodentia, Sciuridae. Gene Ontology annotation, molecular function: growth factor activity; receptor tyrosine kinase binding; glial cell-derived neurotrophic factor receptor binding. Gene Ontology annotation, biological process: positive regulation of branching involved in ureteric bud morphogenesis; peripheral nervous system development; negative regulation of neuron apoptotic process.
CUCAGCUCCCGCGGCAGCAUCAGACAGGCCCGUCUCACACUCCCAGCCACUGCGCCCCGAGGAGGCGCAGAGUGCGGUGGCUGCCGCUGAGCGGCCCGCAGCGCCAGGGGCCGGUGCAGCCCCAGCCAAGAGCGCCGCUCGCGCAGCCGUGUCACCCCUCACCCAAGGAGGGGGCGGCUGCUCAGACUUCGGCUUCUGGGGGUACAGGAGACCUACGGAGGAGGUGUCGGCAGCCCUCGCCCUUCUGGCGGCGGCGGCGGCUGGAGCCUUGGCCGCCGCCUCCUGCGUUCCCUCGCUGCCCCGCGCAACCCCAGGAUUUCGAACUCUUGCCCCAGACCUGUUGGGCGGGGCUUCGCGCUCCUGCCCUCGGCCCGGAUGGGUGUCCUGGCUGGGACUCGGUCCACCUGGAGUUAAUGUCCACCUGGGGGUCUGCGGAGACCGGAUCCGAGGUGCAGCUGCCGGACGGGACUCUAAGAUGAAGUUAUGGGAUGUCGUGGCUGUCUGCCUGGUGCUGCUCCACACCGCGUCCGCCUUCCCGCUGCCCGCCGGUAAGAGGCCUCCCGAGGCGCCCGCCGAAGACCGCUCCCUCGGCCGCCGCCGCCGCGCGCCCUUCGCGCUGAGCAGUGACUCCAAUAUGCCAGAGGACUAUCCUGAUCAGUUUGAUGAUGUCAUGGAUUUUAUUCAAGCCACCAUUAAAAGACUGAAGAGGUCACCAGAUAAACAAAUGGCAGUGCUUCCUAGACGAGAGCGGAAUCGACAGGCCGCAGCCGCCAACCCCGAGAAUUCCAGAGGCAAAGGUCGGAGAGGCCAGAGGGGCAAAAAUCGGGGUUGUGUCUUAACCGCCAUCCAUUUAAAUGUCACUGACUUGGGUCUGGGCUAUGAAACCAAGGAGGAACUGAUUUUUCGGUACUGCAGUGGUUCGUGCGAUGCAGCUGAGACAAUGUAUGACAAAAUACUCAAAAACUUAUCCAGAAAUAGAAGGCUCGCGAGUGACAAGGUAGGGCAAGCGUGUUGCAGACCCAUCGCCUUCGAUGACGACCUGUCAUUUUUAGACGAUAACCUGGUUUACCAUAUUCUAAGAAAGCAUUCCGCUAAAAGGUGUGGAUGUAUCUGACUCGGGCUCCAGAGACUGCUGUGUAUUGCAUUCCUGCUACAGUGCAAAGAAAGGGACCAAGGUUCCCAGGAAAUGUUUGCCCAGAGCGGAAGAUGAGGACCAAGGAAAAGGAGGCGGAGGUGGAAGUGGAGGAGGAGGAGGAGGAGGAGGAAGAAGGCAGCCAUCCAUCGUGGGAGCCUGGUAGAGAGAGGUCCAGCUACAGAAAACUGGAUAGGAGAGAGAAGACGGCCAUCUGGGUUCUCCAGAUGCUCAGGGCUGGUGUCCCUGUUUGGCUGUUGUCAUUGCGUCAUCUGAUACAGUCCACCAUCGCCCAUCAUGGUGGCAGUUGCGGAUGCACUCGAAGAACCAAACCAGUGUAUCUCCUGUGGUUUGUUUUCACGUGUCUGAAGACACCAGGGAAAUGAUAAUCCUGGUGUCACUCCUUGUCAUUACGUUUUACUGCUGAAAGUCAGAAAGGUUUAUUUUUCUGUCACUCAAUGGAGUCAUACCCUGGAGAGUGGGGAGGAAAAAAAAAAAAAAAAGCAGAGACACAAAAGAUCCUAAUCUUUGAAUUGGAAAGCUGAGGCCUGAGGUUUACGCCAACCAGCGCUUGGGGGAACAGCUGGAUUGAUUCUGAACAUGGUGUGCAGGGUGGGAAGAAGUUGGCUAGGAACCAAAAAAGCUGUCCUGGAGAUUAAAAGCAAACCUGAAGGUAUUUCCUUUAUGUCCUUGGAAACAGGAAGCAAGUUGUGGUUUUCGGCAGCAUUCUUGUAGGAGAGCAAACGGGCAAGGCCCCCAGCUGCCCCAGGACAGGGAGACCCCCACACCCCCACCCCGGGGCCUGUCGGUUUACAGAGAGACGGAUGUUACAUACCCAGCUCCGUUUAUGCGUGGUCACCAGUGACCAGAGAAGCUACUCGAUGCAAUGCAUCUGUUUCAGAUACAGAAAUAUAGAGAAGAUAUUUAUUGAGAUUUAAGUUAUUGUUAUUUAUUACAGUUCACUAAUGAGUUUCUCUCUAUUUUUUUCCCCCUUAUUUAUUAAAGUUUCUUUUCAAAGGUGCCAAAGUAUAUGUGCUCGCAAAAUGCAAAGAGGGGUGACAAAAGGAAAUUUCAAUUGGGAACAAGGGUCCAUACUUUUCAAAGUAAUUUUUUUUUUUUUUUUUUUGGCUAGGCAAAAAUCACUUACUUUACCUUUUUAAGAAAAAUCCCUCUUUUAGUUUCUCCAGAUGUCGGCAUUUUUCCCUCUUUUAACUUAUGGAUUCUUUCGGAUCUCAGAAGGAGCACCUCUAACCGGCCUCCUUUCCAGGAGCGUGUGCAGAGGCUGUGGGCAGUUGUCCCCUGCCCUUCACCCCUCCAUCACGGUCAUACUGAAGCUCUUCUUCCCCUCCACAGCUAUCUGUCUAUAAUAGGCAUAACCAUAGGUAUGAAAGGUCAAGUUCCUUUCAGUCCGUAGUCCUGACUAAAAGUAAAGGACUGUCAGGCAGCCAAGUUGUUUGCAGUGUCUCCCUCCAUCCUUGCCCAGCCACCGUCUUCCUGAGAGACAUGCACCUGCCCAGUGCAGCCAGGGGCACACCUAUGGCCUGCCAGAAGGUGGGUCUCUGACCCUCUCCAAGCCCCUGGGGUCAAGACGUGCUGCACCCGUUCACUUGAUGACUCCCUGGGGAGAAGGUGGCUGAGAAGGACGAGGAGGAAGAGGUGCCUGGCCACGGCAUACACAGAGAAGCCUCACACUCUCGUCCUGUGGGUCCCCAGUCGUGGACUUGUCUGGCAGCCAUCAUGUGGGCGAUGCACUGGGCCUUGUUAAACAUGUCAUAAAAGGGACGUUUACCCAGGAGACAAUCUAUCACUACUUUAGUAGCCAUAAAAGUAGGACAGAUUAAUCAAUUAAAUGACCUACUGGCCUCCCUCAAAUAACCGUGUUCACUUUACCAAGUAACCAAGAAGUGGCAGUUACUAGAUAUCCCCUCCCCCUACCCCUAAAAGACCCAAGUUCUGCAUCAUUGUGUCCUUUCUGCUCCCCUGCGUGACUGGGACAUAGAGGAAAAGGGCUUCUCCGUCGCCAUCCUCUGCUCAAAACGGUGACAACCCCAGCUUUCUGGCACAACUUGCAUGUAGUCCCAGGUUCAUCUGUCCAGUCCAGAGAGUCCUGGCAGAUGUGGUGUCUGUGUCUGACGUUCCCAGGUUCCAACCUCCGUCCCCUGCGCCCCGUGGAGAAUACCUGCCCAACCGGGCUGAGGGUUCCAUGGGUGUUGUCUCGUUCCCAGCGUCACCUACACACCACAGGUGGGUUCCAGUGGAAGCAGAUUGCUCCACCAGAUCCACCAAAGGGUAAAGUUUGUGAUUUUUCUUUAUCGUUGUGAUUACCAUCUGGUUCCGUAAGGAGUGCACUUCUUUGAAGCUCUAACUUCUCUGAUCUGUCUCAGUCGUUUGUGUUAUACAACCAAAGUUCUCUACAGACUUUAUUUUUGUACAAUACCAUUUUGUAACUUUUUACAAAUAAAAACUCAUUUCUAUUGC